GUGUUCCACGAUGUGGCCUACAAAGCCAAAUCGCGAGUUGAUUUACUGGCCGGAUUGGACGAGUUUUUGAGCGCAGCAACCCUUCUGCCCCCGGGCGAAUGGGAUCCGUCGAUUCGCAUUGAUCCGCCUGCAUCAGUACCGUCACAGGAUAGUCGCAAAACUGGUGCACCUAAUGGUACUCAACAGGCAGUCGCUCCUCCACCUCCUAUACCUGAAGUUAUCGACCAGUUAACAGCUGGUGGGGAUCGUUUGGCUACAUUGUGUCUUGCAGCAGCUGGCCAAAUGUCACUGCUUACUCAGCAAGCAUCAGACAAAGGUUCUCCGACGACUCAUGGUGAUGCUACCGGAGCGUCUAAAACUGAUGGCCGAAGUUUUGGCAGCCGUUUGGAAUUGACCUCUGUGGAGGCAGGUGCUGGUGUUGAGGACGCACCGGGUGGUCACGGGAAUGAUCCAGCGUUACAACGAACCGGUCGACUUUUCGGUGGACUCAUCUUAGAUAUCAAGCGUCGUGCACCUCACUAUCUCUCCGACUUCACGGAUGCAUUACACGUGCAAUGUUGUGCCAGUUUCAUAUUCCUCUACUUCGCCUGUCUAACACCUAUCAUCACGUUUGGUGGUCUUCUGGCUCAGGCGACCGGAGGUUAUUUGGUACGUUUGAAUUUUCCUAUUUUGCCUGAACUACUCUUUUCCAUUUUGUCAUGA
This is a messenger RNA of Echinostoma caproni, 702 nucleotides long. Lineage: Eukaryota; Metazoa; Platyhelminthes; Trematoda; Plagiorchiida; Echinostomatidae. The record is from the annotation of a GenBank genome assembly.